AUGAUGCUGCCAUCACCCAACAGUACUCUCUCUCCUUUGCAGGCGGCGACGUUCACUCACCCCGGUCAGCAGGCGGCGACGUUCACUCCCCAGGUCAGCAGGCGGCGACGUUCACUCCCCCGGUCAGCAGGCGGCGAUGUUCACUCCCCCGGUCAGCAGGCGGCGACGUUCACUCCCCCGGUCAGCAGGCGGCGACAGCAGACGGCGACGUUCACUCCCCCGGUCGGGAGGCAGGGACGUUCACUCCCCCCGAUCAGCAGAGGGCGACGUUCGCUCUACCUGGUCAGCAGGCGACGAGUGAAUUCAGAUGGCAUUCACUCGCUGCCUGCCGAACAAGAGGAGUGGAUGUCACCACCUGCUGAUCGGGGAGAGCUGCGACCUUCACUCCCCCAAUCAGCAGGCGACGACAUCCACUCCCCCUCCGACCGGGGGAGAGGUCAUCGCAGAACUGCAGAACGGAGGGAGAAGACGUCGCCGACCGCUUACCGGGGAGAGUGGACGUCGCCGACUGCCGACCGCGGGGAGCGGCGACACCCGCUCCCCCCGGUCGGCAGACGCGACGUCCGCUCCCCCGGUCAGCAGGCGGCGACGACCGCCCCCCCCCGGUCGGCAGGCAGCGACGACCGCUGCCCCCGGUCGGCAGGCAGCGACGUCCACCGUCCACUCCCCCGGUCGGCAGGCGUCGACGUCCAGGCACAGCACCAGCAGCCACCUGAGGAAAGACAGAGCAGAGACACAACAACAACAACAACAACAGCAGAGGGCGACGUUCACUCCCCCCGGUCGGCAGGCUGCGACGUUCACUCCCCCGAUCAGCAGGCGGCGACAUCCACUCCUCCUCCGACCGGGGACAGAGGACGUCGCAGAACUGCAGAACGGAGGGAGAAGACGUCGUCGACCGCAAACCGGGGGAGCGGAUGUUGCCGCCUGCUGAUCGGGGGGACAGAGGGCGGCAUCCACUCCCCCCAGUCGGCAGGCGGCAACGUCCGCUCCCCCCGGUCGGCAGGCGGCAACGUCCGCUCCCCCCGGUCGGCAGGCGGCAACGUCCGCUCCCCCCGGUCGGCAGGCGGCAAUGCGGCGACGUUCACUCACCCCGGUCAGCAGGCGGCGACGUUCACUCCCCCCGGUCAGCAGGCGGCGACGUUCACUCCCCCGGUCAGCAGGCGGCAGGCGGCGUUCACUCCCGGUCAGCAGGCGACGUUCACUCCCCCGGUCAGCAGGCGGCGACAGCAGACGGCGACGUUCACUCCCCCGGUCGGGAGGCAGGGACGUUCACUCCCCCCGAUCAGCAGAGGGCGACGUUCGCUCUACCUGAGGAGUGGAUGUCACCACCUGCUGAUCGGGGAGAGUGAAGGACGCUGCCCCCCGAUGGGGGAGGCCGCCUCUGCUCCCAGCGGACAGCAGAGGCGGCGUUCACUCCCCGUCGACAGGCUGCGACCUUCACUCCCCCAAUCAGCAGGGCGACAUCCACUCCCCUCCGACCGGGGAGAGGUCAUCGCAGAGAACUGCAGAACGGAGGGAGAAGACGUCGCCGACCGCUUACCGGGGAGAGUGGACGUCGCCGACUGCCGACCGCGGGGAGUGAACGUCGCAAGGGCGACAUUCACUUCGGCAGAAGGCAACGGUCCCUCCCCCGGCUGGCAGGCGGCGACACCCGCUCCCCCCGGUCGGCAGACGCGACGUCCGCUCCCCCGGUCAGCAGGAGGCGGCCGCCCCCGGUCGGCAGGCAGCGACGACCGCUGCCCCCGGUCGGCAGGCAGCGACGUCCACCGUCCACUCCCCCGGUCGGCAGGCGUCGACGUCCAGGCACAGCACCAGCAGCCACCUGAGGAAAGACAGAGCAGAGACACAACAACAACAACAACAACAGGUGGCAUUCACUCGCUGCCUGCCGAACAAGAGGAGUGGAUGUCACCACGGUCGCUGCCUCGACGGGGAGGAAGGCGCCUCUGCUCCCCGCGACAGCAGAGGGCGACGUUCACUCUCCCGGUCGGCAGGCUGCACUCCCCGAUCAGCAGGCGGCGACAUCCACUCCCUCCGACCGGGACAGAGGGCGCAGAACUGCAGAACGGAGGAGAAGGCGUCGCCGACCGCCGCCUCUGCUGUCAGCAGGGCGAGCUCACUCCGCAGCGGCGAGUGAACUUUCGCCACCUGAUUCGCGAGCGUCCACUCCCUUCUUGCAGGCGGGCGGGAUCCACUCCCCUCAGUCGGCAGCGCGCGUCCGCUCCCCGGUCAGCAGGCGGCGACGCUCCCCGUCGGCAGGCGGUCGCCUCCCGGUCGGCAGGCGGUAACGCUCCCCGGUCGGCAGGCGGCAACGCCCGCCUCCCCGUCGGUCGGCAGGCGUCGGCGUCCCAGGCGGUAACGCGCACCAGCAGCCGUCGGCAGACGGGGUGUGAACGUCGCCACCUGAUCGCCAGCGGGAGUGAACGUCGCCACCUGAUCGCCAGCGGGAGUGCGGCGAUUCUCACCGUCAGCAGGCGGCGCACGCUCACCCCGUCAGCAGGCGGCGUUCACUCCCAGUCAGCAGGCGGCGACAGCACUUUAACGCAGCCUCCCCCGGUGCAGGGAGGCUGCCACGCGAUUGUCCCGAUCAGCACAGGGGGCAGGAGUGGAUGUCACCACCUGCUGAUCGGGAAGAGUGAAGGACGCUGCCUCCCGACGGGGGGAGUGAAGGCCGCCCUCUGCUCCCCGCGGACAGCAGAGGGCGACGUUCACUCUCCCCGGUCGGCAGGCUGCGACCUUCACUCCCCCAAUCAGCAAGCGGCGACAUCCACUCCCCCUCCGACCGGGGGAGAGGUCAUCGCAGAACUGCAGAACGGAGGGAGAAGACGUCGCCGACCGCUUACCGGGGAGAGUGGACGUCGCCGACUGCCGACCGCGGGGAGUGAACGUCGCAAGGGCGACAUUCACUUCGGCAGAAGGCAACGGUCCCUCCCCCGGCUUGCAGGCGGCGACACCCGCUCCCCCCGGUCGGCAGACGCGACGUCCGCUCCCCCGGUCAGCAGGCGGGCCGCCCGCCGUCGGCAGGCGGCGACGCCGCUGCCCCGGUCGGCAGGCAGCGUCCACCUCCCACUCCCAGCGGAGGCCGCCAGGCACAGCACCAGCAGCCACCUGAGGAAAGACAGAGCACACAACAACAACAACAACAACAGGAGUGGAUGUCACCACCUGCUGAUCGGGGAGAGUGAAGGACGCUGCCUCCCGACGGGGGGAGUGAAGGCCGCCCUCUGCUCCCCGCGGACAGCAGAGGGCGACGUUCACUCCCCCCGGUCGGCAGGCUGCGACGUUCACUCCCCCGAUCAGCAGGCGGCGACAUCCACUCCCCCUCCGACCGGGGACAGAGGACGUCGCAGAACUGCAGAACGGAGGGAGAAGACGUCGUCGACCGCAAACCGGGGGAGCGGAUGUUGCCGCCUGCUGAUCGGGGGGACAGAGGGCGGCAUCCACUCCCCCCAGUCGGCAGGCGGCAACGUCCGCUCCCCCCGGUCGGCAGGCGGCAACGUCCGCUCCCCCCGGUCGGCAGGCGGCAACGUCCGCUCCCCCCGGUCGGCAGGCGGCAACGUCCGCUCCCCCCGGUCGGCAGGCGGCAACGUCCGCUCCCCCCGGUCGGCAGGCGGCAAUGCGGUGACGUUCACUCACCCCGGUCAGCAGGCGGCGACAGCAGACGGCGAUGUUCACUCCCCCUGGUCAGCAGGCGGCGACGUUCACUCCCCCGGUCAGCAGGCGGCGACGUUCACUCCCCCGGUCAGCAGGCGGCGACGUUCACUCCCCCGGUCAGCAGGCGGCGACAGGAGGCAGCGCGUUCACUCCCCCGGUCGGGAGGCAGGGACGUUCACUCCCCCCGAUCAGCAGAGGGCGACGUUCGCUCUACCUGGUCAGCAGAGGAGUGGAUGUCACCACCUGCUGAUCGGGAAGAGUGAAGGACGCUGCCUCCCGACGGGGGGAGUGAAGGCCGCCCUCUGCUCCCCGCGGACAGCAGAGGGCGACGUUCACUCUCCCCGGUCGGCAGGCUGCGACCUUCACUCCCCCAAUCAGCAAGCGGCGACAUCCACUCCCCCUCCGACCGGGGGAGAGGUCAUCGCAGAACUGCAGAACGGAGGGAGAAGGAGUGGACGUCGCCGACUGCCGACCGCGGGGAGUGAACGUCGCAAGGGCGACAUUCACUUCGGCAGAAGGCAACGGUCCCUCCCCCGGCUGGCAGGCGGCGACACCCGCUCCCCCCGGUCGGCAGACGCGACGUCCGCUCCCCCGGUCAGCAGGCGGCGACGACCGCCCCCCCCCCGGUCGGCAGGCAGCGACGACCGCUGCCCCCGGUCGGCAGGCAGCGACGUCCACCGUCCACUCCCCCGGUCGGCAGGCGUCGACGUCCAGGCACAGCACCAGCAGCCACCUGAGGAAAGACAGAGCAGAGACACAACAACAACAACAACAGCAGAGGGCGACGUUCACUCCCCCCGGUCGGCAGGCUGCGACGUUCACUCCCCCGAUCAGCAGGCGGCGACAUCCACUCCCCCUCCGACCGGGGACAGAGGACGUCGCAGAACUGCAGAACGGAGGGAGAAGACGUCGUCGACCGCAAACCGGGGGAGCGGAUGUUGCCGCCUGCUGAUCGGGGGGAGUGAACGUCGCCCUCUGCUUUCCCCGAGGGCGGCAUCCACUCCCCCCAGUCGGCAGGCGGCAACGUCCGCUCCCCCCGGUCGGCAGGCGGCAACGUCCGCUCCCCCCGGUCGGCAGGCGGCGUGUGAACGUCGCCACCUGAUCGCCAGCGGGAGUGAACAUCCCCACCUAUUAUUGAUGGCAUUCACUCGCUGCCUGCCGAACAAGAAGAGUGGAUGUCACCACCUGCUGAUCGGGGAGAGUGAAGGACGCUGCCCCCCGAUGGGGGGAGUGAAGGCCGCCCUCUGCUCCCCGCGGACAGCAGAGGCGGCGUUCACUCCCCGGUCGGCAGGCUGCGACCUUCACUCCCCAAUCAGCAGGCGGCGACAUCCACUCCCUCCGACCGGGGAGAGCAGAGGCGGCGUUCACCGCCCGGGUCAGCAGGCGACAGUGAACCCGCCACCUGAUCUGCGGGCGGCGACGUACCUCCCCGAUCAGCAGACAGGCGGCAUCCACUCCCCAACAGUCGGCAGGCAGGCGACGUCCAGCUCCCGGGUCGGCAGGCAGAGACACAGGUCCGCUCCCCGGUCGGCAGGCGAGGCGGCGACGUUAACUCACCCCGGUCAGCAGGCGGCACCGUUCACUCCCCCGGUCAGCAGGCGGCGACGUUCACUCCCCCGGUCAGCAGGCGGCGACGUUCACUCCCCCGGUCAGCAGGCGGCGACGUUCACUCCCCCGGUCAGCAGGCGGCGACGUCACUCCCCCGGUCAGCAGGCGGCGACAGCAGACGGCGACGUUCACUCCCCCGGUCGGGAGGCAGGGACGUUCACUCCCCCCGAUCAGCAGAGGGCGACGUUCGCUCUACCUGGUCAGCAGGCGACGAGUGAAUUCAGAUGCAGAGGGCGACGUUCACUCUCCCCGGUCGGCAGGCUGCGACCUUCACUCCCCCAAUCAGCAAGCGGCGACAUCCACUCCCCCUCCGACCGGGGGAGAGGUCAUCGCAGAACUGCAGAACGGAGGGAGAAGACGUCGCCGACCGCUUACCGGGGAGAGUGGACGUCGCCGACUGCCGACCGCGGGGAGUGAACGUCGCAAGGGCGACAUUCACUUCGGCAGAAGGCAACGGUCCCUCCCCCGGCUUGCAGGCGGCGACACCCGCUCCCCCCGGUCGGCAGACGCGACGUCCGCUCCCCCGGUCAGCAGGAGGCGACGACCGCCCCCCCCCGGUCGGCAGGCAGCGACGACCGCUGCCCCCGGUCGGCAGGCAGCGACGUCCACCGUCCACUCCCCCGGUCGGCAGGC
Messenger RNA from Gambusia affinis (western mosquitofish), 5898 nucleotides. Its product is annotated as serine/arginine repetitive matrix protein 2-like. Lineage: Eukaryota; Metazoa; Chordata; Actinopteri; Cyprinodontiformes; Poeciliidae. The transcript has 20 exons. Bases 1 to 5682 code for a protein of 1893 amino acids. The record is from RefSeq and is a predicted model, not a curated record.